AUGAAUGCACAUCCGCCAAAAUUAACAGACGACGGUUCUGAAGGCCCCGAUGCCAAUGAGGAUCCCGUCGCUGGCGGUCUUCUCAUCCCGGGUCUGACUCAUGCUUUACUUGCAAUUGCAGUAGAACUGCGGUCCCACAGCCUGCCAUGCUCAGAGAUCGAACAUGCUCACCGCAAUAAAGACUCGCUCAGGACGAGCUCCCUUGCACAUAUGCCCAACCUUUCCUGGCAGUAUCGUCCACAUAUCUCCGACGCCAUGUCCCUUCUCUUUCUCAGUUUCACAUGGUGUUUUGAUAAGAACUUGUGUGAAUUAUCACUGCGCUGGAACUCUCUAGCCCGUGUCAUUCUGACGGAUGCUGCUCGUAAUCAUACAACGGACGUUCCUGCAGUACAAUGGCUUGAGCAACGGUUCGUCUCGCUCUCUACCAAGAAAAUCUACCAGAGAACAAGGACUUAA
Penicillium antarcticum is the source of this 456-nucleotide messenger RNA. RefSeq lists its product as uncharacterized. The record is from RefSeq and is a predicted model, not a curated record. Bases 1 to 456 code for a protein of 151 amino acids. Lineage: Eukaryota; Fungi; Ascomycota; Eurotiomycetes; Eurotiales; Aspergillaceae. The transcript has a single exon.